AUGGCUGACGGUGAGGACAUCCAGCCCCUUGUUUGCGACAAUGGAACCGGAAUGGUCAAGGCUGGUUUUGCUGGAGAUGAUGCACCAAGGGCUGUUUUCCCUAGCAUAGUUGGUCGCCCUCGGCACACUGGUGUUAUGGUAGGGAUGGGGCAGAAGGAUGCCUAUGUUGGUGAUGAGGCGCAGUCCAAGAGAGGUAUCCUCACACUCAAGUACCCGAUCGAGCACGGCAUCGUAAGCAACUGGGAUGACAUGGAGAAAAUCUGGCAUCACACCUUUUACAAUGAGCUCCGUGUGGCACCCGAGGAGCACCCUGUGUUGCUCACUGAGGCUCCUUUGAACCCAAAAGCCAACAGAGAGAAGAUGACCCAGAUUAUGUUUGAGACUUUCAAUGUUCCUGCCAUGUACGUCGCAAUUCAGGCCGUGCUUUCCCUCUAUGCAAGUGGUCGUACUACUGGUAUCGUUCUCGACUCUGGUGAUGGUGUCAGCCACACCGUGCCCAUUUACGAAGGAUACGCGCUUCCUCAUGCCAUUCUUCGUUUGGAUCUCGCUGGUCGGGAUCUCACGGACUCCCUCAUGAAGAUCCUCACCGAGAGAGGUUACUCCUUCACAACCUCAGCCGAGCGGGAAAUUGUAAGGGACAUCAAGGAGAAGCUUGCGUAUGUUGCCCUUGAUUAUGAACAGGAGCUGGAGACUGCCAAGAACAGCUCCUCAGUUGAGAAGAGCUACGAGCUUCCUGAUGGUCAGGUCAUCACGAUUGGCGCAGAGAGGUUCAGGUGCCCUGAGGUCCUCUUCCAGCCAUCCAUGAUCGGCAUGGAGUCUUCUGGAAUCCAUGAGACGACCUACAACUCCAUCAUGAAGUGUGACGUGGAUAUCAGGAAGGACCUGUACGGCAACAUUGUGCUCAGUGGUGGCACAACUAUGUUCCCAGGUAUCGCUGACCGUAUGAGCAAGGAGAUCACCGCGCUUGCUCCGAGCAGCAUGAAGAUCAAGGUUGUCGCCCCACCUGAGAGGAAGUACAGUGUCUGGAUCGGAGGGUCCAUCCUAGCCUCACUCAGCACUUUCCAACAGGUACGUUUCUUGUUCAGCCCUACCUUCUAUAACCCAUCUGAACUGGAACCAACAUCUGAAAUAUGUUCUAUUUGGCUAUGUUUGUACCAGAUGUGGAUAUCCAAGGAUGAGUACGACGAGUCUGGCCCGGCUAUCGUCCACAGGAAGUGCUUCUGA
Messenger RNA from Triticum turgidum subsp. durum (durum wheat), 1224 nucleotides. The record is from the annotation of a GenBank genome assembly. NCBI's taxonomy places the organism in Eukaryota, Viridiplantae, Streptophyta, Magnoliopsida, Poales, Poaceae.